AUGGCCGAGGUAUACGUUCGCGUGGCUGAGGAGGAAAAUGAGGAGCCCAUGGAGAUCCCGUCGGAGGACGACGGUACUGUUCUGCUGUCGACGGUGUCGGCCCAGUUCCCUGGAGCGUGCGGCCUCCGGUUCAGGAGCCCCGUGUCCCAAUGCAUGCGCGGCGUGCGGAUCGUCGAGGGAGUUCUACACGCCCCCGAGACUGGUUGGGGCAACAUGGUUUACGUGGUCAACUAUCCGAAAGAUAACAAAAGGAAAAUGGAAGAAAUCGAUGCUUCUUCAGCUGUAAAGAUGAAGCGGAAUGACAUGAAGACGUCGGACCUUAUCGUGCUGGGUCUUCCUUGGAAAACGACUGAGCAAGACCUGAAAGAAUACUUCAGUACUUUUGGGGAAGUCAUCAUGGUGCAGGUAAAACGAGACGGCAGGUCAGGAAACUCCAAAGGGUUUGGAUUUGUGCGGUUCACGGAGUACGAAUCCCAGGAAAAAGUCAUUGCCCAGCGCCACAUGAUUGAUGGCAGAUGGUGUGACUGCAAGUUCCCCAACUCCAAGGUGAAUAUGCAAGGCCCGGACGAGCCAAUGAGGAGCCGCAAAGUGUUUGUGGGGCGUUGCACAGAAGAUAUGACCACCGACGAGCUGAGGCAGUUCUUUAUGCAGUACGGGGAAGUCACAGAUGUCUUCAUCCCCAAGCCGUUUCGUGCUUUCGCCUUUGUAACGUUUGCAGAUGAUCAGGUGGCUCAGUCUCUGUGUGGCGAAGACCUGAUCAUCAAAGGCGUGAGCGUCCAUAUCUCAAACGCGGAGCCCAAACACGGCAACAGGCAGUUUGACCGCACCACGCGUUUCGGCAACGGCUUCGGCGCCCAAGCGUUCGGAGCGAGCCGCGGCGGCAUGGGGAGCAGCGCCAACAGUAACAUGGCCAAUUUCGGUUCCUUCAGCCUCAACCCCGCCAUGAUGGCGGCGGCGCAAGCGGCCCUGCAGAGCAGUUGGGGAAUGAUGGGCAUGCUGGCCAGCCAGCAGUCAUCCUCGUCAGGCAGCGGCACCGGCGGCGGCAGCUCCAGUCGGGACCAAAGUCAGUCGUUUAGCGGGGGCAACACCAACUACGGCGCCGGCUCGGCCAGCCUGGGCUGGGGCACGGGAUCAAACUCCACCAGCGGUGGUAGUGGCUUUAGCUCAGGGUUUGGGUCCAGCAUGGAGUCAAAGUCGUCUGGGUGGGGUAUGUAA
This is a messenger RNA of Nerophis lumbriciformis (worm pipefish), 1215 nucleotides long. Lineage: Eukaryota; Metazoa; Chordata; Actinopteri; Syngnathiformes; Syngnathidae. The record is from RefSeq and is a predicted model, not a curated record.